AAGAAACUCCGUCUUUUUUUUUCUCCGGUGGUUUUUCCGAUUGCUUGGGAUCAAUGGGGGUGGUGAUCGAGAGCUCUGUUUGGGAACCGAGCUCAUCUUUGUUUGUCUUCUUCUUCGUCUUCACCUCCUUGUCGGUGCUUCUGUUGCCGUUCUACGCCAAGAGCAGAACAUUUGGAAGUUUUGAUCAUAGCGUUUCUUCUUCUUUCACUCGCUUCCAGAGAUGGUUUCUCUUCGUCUACGCUAUCUCUUCAGUUAUGGAAGGUCUAUGGUCGGUGUACGGAGAGUUCGAGUUAGCGUAUUAUGAAGAAACGAAGGAAGUCAUGGUUUUCUAUCUAUGCGUUGGAUACGCAGCCACUCUGAUUGUCGGUCCUUUACUUGGUGUGCUUUCUGAUCUCAUAGGUCAUCAGAAAAUCUGUCUGCUCUUUUGCAUCUUGCACUUUGGUGUUGGCGCAUGGAAGAGGAUUACCAGGAGCCCAAGUGCUGGGUCCUUGAAUGUUUGCUUAUCUCUUUCCGCCCUUAUAUUUUCUUUUGGGUUCGAAACAUGGAUGGUUGUGGAACAUGAAAAGCAAAGUCAAAGGAACAACACAUUGAAUGACACAUUCUGGUUGAUGACUUUCCUUGAAUCCGCUUCUUUAAUCGGAAGUCAAGUGCUGGCAAAUUGGCUCUCAGACAAUGAUAUUCGUCAUGGAUUAGCAUCUUCUGCUACGGUAUCCUUGUUCUUGUCUGUGGUGGUCAUUGUUUCUAUUUUCCGGACUGCAAAAGGGUCUUUGAAGACUUUGACAUUUAGGGAUUAUACCGCAGCAUCUUGCUUAUAUGUGCUUGGUGAUAAAAGAAUUUGGCUUCUUGGAACUUCACAAGCUUGCCUCCAGUUUGCCAUUGCAGUCUUUUGGAUUCUUUGGGCUCCAACAAUAGUGGCUGAUGGCCGAGAAGUGAAUCUAGGAUUGAUAUACCCAUGUCUGUUGGGUGCAAGGAUGCUCGGGAGUACAGUAUUCCCAUGGAUCCUUAGUGGACAGUCAUUGCUCAGAGUUGAAGACUUUUUGGUGUACAUCCUUUCCAUACUUGGGAUUGUGGUGUCUAUAGUAGCAUAUGAUUAUCAGGAAAUAUGGGUCUUACUUGUACUCUUCUGCUUAUUUCAUGGAGGUUCUGGACUGGUGCUGCCUUUGCUUGCAAGAUUAAGGACAAUGUAUGUGCCAAAUGAAUUGCGUGGAGGAAUGAUGAGCCUUUCUCAGGUCCCAGCCAAUGCAGCUGUUCUAUUUUGCUUGAUACAGAGAGGAUACCACAGAAUAGAGAAUUCCACCAUGAUGGCUUUAGGGGCCGUCUCCUUAUUCAUAGCAUCCGGAUGUAUAUAUUCACUCAGACGUUGGGGAAAGCCACCACACCAAGAUUGGCACAAAUUAUGAUAUCUGAAGAUUUAUGGUCUCUAAAGCUGGACUUUGCAUCUGACAGAAAGCGAUGGUCGACCAGAACAUGCAAACAGAUGAUGGAACUGACUUUGGAGACAGUCUUUGCUUGAUCAUGACGGUGUAACCAAGGAAUGGAGAUUCUACGAGACGACCUGUAACUGGCAAUCACCGUCUUUGCUGCAGUUCUUGUCUUCUCAGCAGUUAGGUUAAGGAGGGUAAAGGGGCAAUGGUGAAAACCAUUGCCAAAACCCUACCUCGAUGAUGAUUCUUGGAAAAAGCUUUGAACUUUUUGAGUUCCUGAGUAUUGAAAAUGGAAAAUGGAAAUUGUUAAGGCAGCCAAAGCUAAGCUUCUCUGAGAACAAUUGAGACAUUACAUGUACGGGUUUUUCACAAUUUGUUGCCAAUGCAUAA
Tarenaya hassleriana is the source of this 1814-nucleotide messenger RNA. RefSeq names its product molybdate-anion transporter-like. Gene Ontology annotation, molecular function: molybdate ion transmembrane transporter activity. The coding region runs from base 54 to 1400 and encodes 448 amino acids. The transcript has 9 exons. Gene Ontology annotation, cellular component: membrane. Gene Ontology annotation, biological process: molybdate ion transport. NCBI's taxonomy places the organism in Eukaryota, Viridiplantae, Streptophyta, Magnoliopsida, Brassicales, Cleomaceae. The record is from RefSeq and is a predicted model, not a curated record.